Messenger RNA from Aspergillus welwitschiae, 273 nucleotides. RefSeq lists its product as uncharacterized. The transcript has a single exon. Bases 98 to 271 code for a protein of 57 amino acids. Lineage: Eukaryota; Fungi; Ascomycota; Eurotiomycetes; Eurotiales; Aspergillaceae. The record is from RefSeq and is a predicted model, not a curated record.
CAACCCUUCUGAACGGCAAAUUGACGCAGGGGAAACGCUGGAACAUACCAGCAAUGCGGCAGAGUGAAUUUUUUUCUUGAUGCUGCGCCAGCAUUGAAUGGAGAAAGGUACAGAAACUAGCAACCUACGGACUGCUGCUUCUGUGACAGGGGUUCGUAUUCGUGUCCUGUGCUCCAACGGGUGUUGUGGGUGCUUGGGGGCUGGAUUGUUGGGUGCACUUCACACUGCGACCAUCUCCAAGGGGCCUGUUAUUGCUGCAUUAUUGUCGUAGAU